This is a messenger RNA of Zalophus californianus (California sea lion), 1221 nucleotides long. It is a transcript of the gene AADACL3, whose product is annotated as arylacetamide deacetylase like 3. NCBI's taxonomy places the organism in Eukaryota, Metazoa, Chordata, Mammalia, Carnivora, Otariidae. The transcript is spliced from 4 exons. Gene Ontology annotation, molecular function: carboxylic ester hydrolase activity. Gene Ontology annotation, cellular component: membrane. The record is from RefSeq and is a predicted model, not a curated record. Bases 1 to 1221 code for a protein of 406 amino acids.
AUGGUUGUCCUGCUCCUGCUUCUGCAGGCAGCCUGUGUGUUCUCGUUGGGGGUUGGGCUGUGGGUCAUCUGCAGCCAUUUCCUCACUGCGGACAUCCCUGCGGCCAUCAGCCACCCAGUGAAACUGCGGGUCUUGCAUUGCCUUUUCCAGCUGUUGGUGACGUGGGGGAUGAUUUUUGAGAAACUGAGAAUCUGCUCUAUGCCCCAAUUUGUCCGUUUCAUUCAUGAUCUGGUGCCACUAAAGGAGGAUCCGGAUGUCGUGGUCACAGAUCUCCUCUACGGGACAAUCCCUGUGAAACUGUACCAGCCCAAGGUGUCCUCCAACACCCUCAGGGUUGGCAUCGUGUUCUACCAUGGUGGCGGGGCAGUCGUAGGAAGCCUGAGAACCCACCAUACCAUAUGCAGUCAUUUGUCCAAGAAGAGUGAUUCGGUGGUUCUAGCAGUUGGAUACCGCAAGUUGCCCCAGCAUAAGUUCCCGGUGGCGCUAAGAGACUGCAUUGCAGCCACGACCCACUUCCUGAAGUCCCUGAACAUGUAUGGGGUGGAUCCAGAUCGGGUGGUGGUCUGUGGUGACAGCGUGGGAGGGGGAAUGGCAACGGCAAUUUGUCAAAGAUUUUUGGGCUCUCCAGAUCUCCCCAAAAUCCGUGCCCAGAUCCUGAUCUAUGCCAGUCUCCAAGUUCUGGAUUUCCAGCUCCCCUCCUAUCAGCAGAACAAGAAUGUCCCAAUGGCCAGUCGAGACUUCGCCUUCUACUGUUUUUGUACUUUACUGGACAUCAAGCCCUCCUGGAAAAGCACCAUCAUGAAAGGCGCCCAUUUGCCUGCUGAAUUCUGGGAAAAGUAUAGGAAGUGGUUGGGUGCAGAAAACAUCCCGGAGAGGUUUAAGAAGAGAGCCUACCAGCCGAUGCCCUCUGAGCCCCUGAAUGAGUCUGCCUAUCUGGAGACAAGCCUGGCUCUGGAUUUGGUGAGCUCACCCCUGAUUGCAGAAGAUGAAGUCGUGGCUCAGCUCCCUGAAGCUUUCAUCGUGAGCUGUGAGUAUGACAUUCUCCGGGAUGAUUCGCUGUUGUACAAGAAGCGUUUGGAGGACUUGGGAGUCCCAGUGACUUGGCACCACAUGGAGGAUGGUUUCCAUGGAGUGCUUAGCACCUUAGAUAUGGGCUAUUUGCACUUUCCCUGCUCCACGAGGAUUCUGGAUGCCAUGGUUCAGUUUCUAAAGGGGUUGUGA